Messenger RNA from Rhodotorula graminis WP1, 2856 nucleotides. RefSeq lists its product as uncharacterized. Gene Ontology annotation, cellular component: mitochondrial DNA-directed RNA polymerase complex. Bases 1 to 2856 code for a protein of 951 amino acids. The transcript is spliced from 4 exons. Gene Ontology annotation, biological process: mitochondrial transcription. The record is from RefSeq and is a predicted model, not a curated record. Lineage: Eukaryota; Fungi; Basidiomycota; Microbotryomycetes; Sporidiobolales; Sporidiobolaceae. Gene Ontology annotation, molecular function: mitochondrial promoter sequence-specific DNA binding; DNA-directed RNA polymerase activity.
AUGUUCGACUGGCUCAAGCACUUUGAGCGCGCCCUGUUCGAGGCGUCGUGCGAGUCGGGCAAGGGCUCGCCGUGGGGCAAGGACGCCGACAUCGAGCCGUUCAUGCGCCUCCUGUCGCCCGACAAGAUGGCCCUCAUCACGAUCGUCGAGCUCAUGCGCCUGUGCGGCAGCGAGGGCGUCAGCGGCGGCAUGAAGGCGGCGCGCGCCAUCCUCACCAUCGGCCGCGCCAUCGAGAACGAGUACCACGCCGAGGCCCUCAAGGAGGGCUACUCGAACAAGCAGCUCCAGCACGAGAUCGACCGCAUCUCGGAGGGCACGGUCGGCCCCGACGGCCGCAUCCAGAGCCGCAGCGCCGAGGAGUCGCUCGGCAUCCUGUGGCGCCGCGAGCUGUCGAAGCGCGAGCGCGAGGGCGACACGACGUGGCGCCCGGCGUGGACCCAGACGAUCCGCGCCAAGGUCGGCAGCAUCCUCGUCACGGCCCUCAUGGACGUCGCCAAGGUCGAGCGCACCGUCAAGCACCCCGAGACGGGCGAGAUCCUGAGCGAGGUCCAGCCGGCGUUCUCGCACGCGUACCAGUACGUGCGCGGCCUCAAGCUCGGCAUCAUCAAGGUCAACUCGGCCGUCAGCGAGCGCAUGGACAAGGACCCGCUCCGCAUCACGCUCCACCCGCGGUUCCUCCCGAUGCUCGUCAAGCCCAAGCCGUGGCUCAGCUACAACAGCGGGAGCUACCUGCUCCACUCGACCCAGAUGAUGCGCAUCAAGGACUCGGACGAGCAGCUCCAGUACCUCCAGCAGGCGUCCGACAACGACACGCUCGACAACAUCUUUACCGGCCUCGACGCCCUCGGCUCGGUCCCGUGGCAGAUCAACACUAAGGUGUUCGACGUCGUGUCGACCGUGUGGAACUCGGGCGAGGCCGUCGCCGACAUCCCGGCCAAGGACUCGCUCGUCGAGCCGCUCGCCGCCGAGGUGCCCGACAACGUCGACAAGGACCCGCGCGCGCGCGACAACUACCGGCACCGCAUCCGCCAGGCGCUCCAGGCCCGUCGCUCGGCCCACUCGAACCGGUGCGACCUGAGCUACAAGCUCGAGAUCGCGCGCGCGUUCGUCGACGAGAAGUUCUACUUCCCGCACAACCUCGACUUUCGCGGUCGCGCGUACCCGAUCCCGCCCAACCUGUCGCACAUCGGCGACGACAUGAGCCGAGGCCUGCUCAAGUUCGGCGAGGCCAAGCCGCUCGGCGAGCGCGGCCUGCGGUGGCUCAAGAUCCACCUCGCCAACCUGACCGGCUUCGACAAGGCGAGCUUCGACGAGCGCGAGGCGUUCACCGACCAGCACCUCGACGACGUGUUCGACUCGGCCGACAAGCCCCUCGACGGCAGCCGGUGGUGGCUCAAGGCCGACGACCCGUGGCAGUGCCUCGCGACCUGUUUCGAGCUCGCCGCCGCCCUGCGGUCCGAGGACCCGACCAAGUUCGAGAGCGCGCUCCCUGUUCACCAGGACGGCACGUGCAACGGCCUGCAGCACUAUGCCGCGCUCGGCGGCGACUUCAAGGGCGCGCACCAGGUCAACCUCGACAUCGGCGACCGCCCGGCCGACGUCUACUCGGGCGUCGCCAACAUGGUCAACGUCCUCAUCGAGCGCGACGCCGAGCGCAACGUCCAGGAGGCGGUCCUCCUCAAGGGUCGCGUCACGAGGAAGGUCGUCAAGCAGACGGUCAUGACGACCGUGUACGGCGUCACGUUCAUCGGCGCCAAGAACCAGAUCCAGCGCCAGCUCAAGGACCGCGGCGACAUCCCCGCCGAGCACCUGUACACCUGUUCGCUCUACCUCGGCCGCCUCGUGCUCGACUCGAUCGGCGACAUCUUCAAGGGCGCGACGGGCAUCCAGACGUGGCUCAACCGCUGCGCCCGCCUCAUCGCCAAGUCGAUCCCGCCGCAGCGCAUCCACGCCGCCCUCCAGGAGGAAGCGCCCAAGCGGGCGCCACGUGCUGCGCCGGCGCUCAAGCGCUCGCGCAUCCCCAAGGAGCAGAUGACGAGCGUCAUCUGGACGACGCCGCUCGGGCUCCCCGUCGUGCAGCCGUACCGCAAGCCCAAAAAGCGGCAGGUCCAGACGGCGCUCCAGACCGUCUUUAUCGUCGACCCGUCCAUCCCUGCCGAGGUCGACGCUCGCGCCCAGGCGACGGCGUUCCCGCCCAACUUUAUCCACUCGCUCGACGCGACCCACAUGAUGAUGACGGCCCUCGCGUGCAAGGACAAGAUCGCGUUCGCGUCGGUGCACGACUCGUACUGGACGCACGCCGCCGACGUCGACGAGAUGUCGACCAUCCUGCGCGACACGUUCGUCGAGCUCCACUCGCAGGACAUCCUCGGCCGCCUUCGCCAGGAGUUCGUCGACCGCUACGCCGGCCACGUCGUCCCCGUCUCGAAGAUCCCGCCCGGCCUCUUGCGCGACCCCGAGGCGAACGCGCCCGUCAACGACAAGGUCAACCCGGACGAGGCCGCCAUGGACGUCAUCUCGGAGCUCGAGGCCGAGGACGGGCCGGCCGGCCUGUCGCUGUUCGCCCAGUCGCACGAGGUCAAGCGCGCGUCGCUCGACUCGGCGCCGCCCUCGUCUUUCGGUCGCGCUUCGCCGUGGAAGUCGACCGACGACGACGAGACCGGGUUCGACGAGCUGUGGCGCGGCAAGACGUCGAACCGCACCGACUCGAAGCUCGUCUCGCUCGCCGCCGUCCUCCCGCCGGCGCCCGGCAAAGGCGACUUUGACCUCACGCGCGUGCGCGACAGCUCCUACUUCUUCAACUGUGCGCCCCACUUCCUCGUUCUUCUCGUCCCUACCGAGGGCGUCGCCGACUGA